AUGAUGGCAUUGCCCCUUCUUAGCUGCUGUGCUCCCUUUACUCUCACGGCGGGGGUCAUCCUCUUCACACUUUCCGCCUUCAUGCAACACAGGAACUGGACUUUUGAAGUUCUUGCAGCAAAGGAGGGAUGGUCACUGGAAGAGAAGUCCGCAUGCUGCCGCAACGCCGCCAUUUUUUACGUUAUUCUGUCCACUGUGUUGUGGGUGGCUCUUGGCCUUACACAUCUAUCUGGAAAGAAAGCACGGAAGGAGCAUCGAGGCGAGUUUCUUCCAGCCACUACUGUCGCUGUAGAAGACACUGCUGGUGAUGGGGGUGACAACAGCGACAGGAUGGGUUACCGCCGCCACCGCGAGGAGGCGCCGCUCCUGCAGAGAAGUGCUCUCUAA
Messenger RNA from Trypanosoma rangeli, 387 nucleotides. RefSeq lists its product as uncharacterized. Bases 1 to 387 code for a protein of 128 amino acids. The transcript has a single exon. Lineage: Eukaryota; Euglenozoa; Kinetoplastea; Trypanosomatida; Trypanosomatidae. The record is from RefSeq and is a predicted model, not a curated record.